This is a messenger RNA of Coffea arabica (coffee), 5166 nucleotides long. Lineage: Eukaryota; Viridiplantae; Streptophyta; Magnoliopsida; Gentianales; Rubiaceae. The record is from RefSeq and is a predicted model, not a curated record.
AUGCCAACUUGCUCACAAGCUGAACACAUCAAAUUUCCAAACUUGUUUCUGGAAGAUGAAUUCUUAGGCCCAAUUCUUGAGAUCCAUCUCAAAUCCAGAAAUUCAAUUUGUUUCUGUUGUUUUGGGCUGAAUAGAGAAUAUAUGCAAGUAGGGACAAAAUUUUAGCAUAGAAAUACAAAAAAGUUAAUCGAUCAGAGAGAUUGAUCUAUAUGUAGUAGAAAAUUUUGGACAUGAUGGCUUCUGCCGCUGGUGCUGGUUCUUCAAGCUUGGAUCGCCUUGAUUCUGCACUGAGAGGCAUAAAAUAUCCCUCGGAGAUCCUGUCAAAACUCAAAGAUGAUUGGAGAUUUUUGGGAAAAAUUUGGAAAUCCACUCAUAAGGGGAGUGGUCAUGCUGCCACAGAUGAGAAGAAUUUGGCCUUCUACCCCAAGAUCGAAGCUACAGCUGAGGAGAUUGCCCAGAAACUUAUUCAUUUCCAUGAAGAAAUGAUGGUGAAUGAUGACCAGGUAAAAGAUGAAGAAUUCCUAAACGAACUGGCCCUUGAUUGUGCAACAAAAACCAAGCUCUUGAUUGUUGAAGUUGAAGAAGCUCUCGACCAUUUGUACUUGAUGUGGUCACGAGGGAUCAGCAGCACCAGCUCAUUCGGAUUGAUGAAGGCGAAAGCUCUUGAUGUCUCCUUUUGCAAUGAUUUAUUUGCAUAUGUACUAUCAACUAUGUCCGCAGUCGAGAAUAUGGCAGUGUAUCUUGUAUGGGACCAUUUCAGUUCGUUGUAUGGUAGUAUAUAUUGGACCCGAUGGUACCUUGUUUCAAUGGUACAACAUAUUCUUCAUCGUCACCGUGCUAGGAAUCCACAGGGACUGCAGAGUUUUGAUCCUUGCGUUGGCUCUCGUGGACUGCCUAGUUUUGAUGCUUGCGUUGGCCAUGUUUUGUCCGUGGCCCUACGAAUCGCAAACCGGUGUCGUGAUUACUGGUUAAAUUACAAGACAGGCCGAAUCCAAGUGAUGAGAAGAGGGCUGAUUGAGUUCCUAGUGGAUUUGCACAGUGAAAUUCAUCCAAGCAAUCCCAAGUUCAUGGGUUUCCAUCUCAACUUCCUUAUGGCUCUCUGCUGUGCUGAGGUGGUUGCGAUUAAGGAUUUGCUGGGGAGCUUUUGCUUGUGUGUCUUCUCUGGUAAAGAUGGAUAUUUUCGAGAUGAGGUGUUUUUCCUAUUAAAACUUUUUCUCUACACCACUUCUGUACUAGAUGAUGAGGACACAGCUCAAAGUUUCAUUCCAGAAACUCAGGCUGUGCUAGUAGAGAUCACAUCUCUAUUCGAGUCAACUGGUCGAAAGGGGCAUGAACUAGCCAACUCACCUCGGUUUUCUGAGUUACUUACGAAGAUUUGUCUUCUCGAGGCAGAGCUUUUCCUCGUGGCGCAAAUCCAUAGCAUGAAAAGCAAUACAAACGCUUCUUCCCUUUCCUCCAUCAUGUUUCCCGAUUUUAAAGAUAUCAUGGACCACUGUAGACAAAUCCCCAGUAGACUGCGCAGAUAUUCUGAGAAGUUGCCCCCAGAAACAAGAUUAGAUAGGAAAAAGUUGUUGGCACUGAUUGAAUCAACAUUCAAGGAGGAAAAAUCUCUUCAUGAGUCAUCUAGGCAGAAGGGAAUCACAGCAUCUGUGGUGAAAAACUCGCUUCUGCUACUUCGUUUGAAGAUUGUGAUUUUCAAGGGAGGGUCUUUUCUGAAGGAGCUAUUACUUCUAAAGAGCAGGAAUGAUAAAAGGCUUAUGGCUCAUGAGAAAGAUCAAACUAAACUUUUCGUUCAGAAGCUCGAGUGUAUCGCACUAAUUCUCUCAGAUGAAAGAAUUAAGGACAGAGAGGACGUAUUAGGAGCAAUUGGAGAAUCUUUUCAGAGGCUGACAUAUUUCUCUUACUAUUUCCUCAACACACAAGAUGAAAUGACCAACCUUUCAUUUUCUGAGCUGUUAGAUAAGGAGACACAUUUGAUCAAGGCAAAGCUCAUGGAUCUUAUUCCUAAAUUUCCGGAGUUUAAUUUCCCAAAAACUUCCAAACUGAAGUUCCUUGAUUUUCUCGGGAGGAACCUCAGGGAGCUGCUAAAAUAUAAUUCUGCAUCAACAGCAUUGGCGAAGCUCCACACGGAAGAGAUUCAAAUACUCCUCCAGAAUGUUUCACAGUUGGACAUUGAGGAGCAUCCAAAGAUAGAAAAUCUCGUUGACCGAUUCACUGAUUUGGCAUAUAAGGCGGAGUACAUAAUUGAUUCAAUUGAGGUUGAUGCUCAAUGGCAGCAUUUCUUCUGGUUGGACAAUGUGCUGGAUGAGUUAAGAUUUCUUAGCGAGAAGGCUAGAGGAAUUCAUUUGACAACCCCUGAUACGGAAGUCCAAGAUUCCAAGAAUGUCACCCAGGUUUCAGUUGACAAGUUAUCAACCAAAAAUACACCAGCAAUUGACGAAAUUGUGGUGGAUCUCAGUAACAGAGAAAAUGAAAUUCUCAACCAGUUGACUAGAGGAUCCUCAAAGCUGGAUAUUGUUUUUAUUGCUGGAAUGCCUGGUUUAGGCAAGACAACGUUGGCGAGGAAGGUGUACAGCAGUCUUAAACUCACGCGUCACUUCCAUCUUCGUGCAUGGUGCUCUGUUUCCCAAGAAUAUGAUAAAAGGAGAUUGUUGCUCGAAAUUCUAACAGGGAUUCAUGUGCUUACAGAAGAGAUUCGCCAAAUGAGGGAUGAAGAUCUCCAAGAUAAAUUGCGAAAGUUGUUACUGAAAAACAAGUAUCUCGUAGUUAUGGAUGACGUAUGGGGUAUUGGAGCUUGGAAUGACUUGAAAAGCCCAUUCCCAGAUGAUGCAAAUGGAAGUCGAAUUCUGUUCACCAGUCGCCUCCACAGAGUGGCCUCGGAAAUUAAACCAGACAGUCCUCCUCUUUCUCUUAGCCUUUUUUCUCAGGAGGAAAGUUGGCAGCUGUUAGAAAAGAAGGUAUUCAAGGAAGAAUGUUGCCCCAAUGAGCUGCUGCGAGUCGGAAAGGACAUUGCUUACCACUGUCAAGGAUUGCCUCUUGCUGUUGUUGCGGUUGCUGGUAUACUGAAAAUGACAGAAAAAAGCCAAAAUUCGUGGAAAACAAUCGCAGAUAACUUGAGCUCACAAAUAAUUGAUAAUCCCGAAGCACAGUGCAAAGAAGUCUUAGAUCUCAGCUACAAACAUUUGCCGGAGUAUCUUAAAUCAUGCUUUCUAUAUUUGGGAGUUCUUAAUGAAGACAGAGAUAUUCUUGUCAGCAAGUUGAUACGGCUUUGGAUCGCAGAAGGUUUCAUACCAGAAACUAAUAAGGGCUUUGAAGAUGUGGCCGAGGCUUUCUUGAUGGAUCUAAUUGACAGAAGCUUGGUGAUAAUCUGCAGAAGAAGAUCCAAUGGCAAAGUUAGAGCAUGUCGCCUCCAUGAUCUUGUUCUUGAUUUCUGUAAAUCUAAAACCAAGAAUGAGAACUUCUUUCAGCUGGUAACCAGGUCUGAUAAUCCAUAUGCUUCUUUUCCUAGUACAGAUUAUGGUUUCGAAUUUGAUUUUUACCGUCAUUCAUCUCCUACAUCGUUUGCUUCCUAUCGGUUGGCUUUAUCUUUGAAGCGAAACCACUUUGUUGAAUCAAAACCUUCUGGCUUGGCCACCCGUUCUCUGGUGUUCUCUGCAUCUACUGAUUCAGAACCCAAACGCACUUAUGACAUUUCAUUCAUUUGGCACAACUUCAAAUUGCUUAGAGUCUUGGAUUUUGAAUGCUUCAAUUUGGGUAUUUCAUUUCCCCUGGAAAUUGGAAUUCUGGUCCAAUUGAGAUAUUUAGCAGUUGGAGGCUUUUUGAAAUCCAUUCCACAAUCGAUAGCCAACCUCAGGAAGCUGAAAACUCUUAUUGUGAAGGGAUUAAGCGAUGAUGAAAAGCUUGGCGAUAGCUGUGUAUUAGAAAAUUUGGUCAACUUUUCCUGCCCAUCUCUUUCUUGUGGUGAGGAUGCAGAAAGGAUAAUAAGGAGGCUUCCAAACCUUCGCAAAUUGAGUUGCAUAUUCUAUGAAUCACCAGAUUCUUCCACGAACUGCAAUCAGUUUCCGAGAUUGAAAUGUCUAACUCACUUGGAGUCACUCAGGAUAUUCUACUAUGGAAGCCCUCUUAACAAUGGCGAGUUCAACCUCCCUUUGAAUCUAAAGAAAUUGACUUUAUGGAACUUUCGCCUUCCAUGGUGUCAUAUCUCCACAAUUGGGAGACUACCAAACCUGGAAGUUCUCAAGUUACUUUCUGGUGCAUUUGAGGGGAAAAUAUGGGACGUGGAGAAAGAGUUUCAGAAUCUCAAGUUCCUGAGCUUUGACAGUCUGAACAUUGCUCAAUGGAAUGCCUCUUGUGGCGAUUUCUCCAAGCUUGAAAGACUCGUUGUACAAAAUUGCAAAGACCUUGAAGAAAUUCCAGAGGAUUUUGCAAACAUAUACACAUUGGAGAUGAUUGAAGUGCAUUGGUGUGGUGAAUCUGUGGAAAAAUCAGCAAUUAAGAUUGGAGAAGAAACUGGAGAUAUCAAAGUCCUCAUUAGGAGUUCAAAUUGGAGUUCAUGAGCACGAUUUGGACCACUUAUUCUUCCAUAUUUAAUGAAUUUCCAGCUACUUAUACACUCGCUUGCAUUUCUAUUUGCUUGAUGACAUAUAGCUGGUUGAAAACUACUUUUGCUGCUGUAUCAUAAAUUGCAAAGUUCUGUAAUAUCUUGAAAGGGGAAUUUGCUGUCCUCUUGAAACUCAUUGGGCGUUGUUGUCUUGAUUCUAGUACUAACUAAAAAUUUAAACUUGUUAGUGCUGUUAAUUGAUAAUUUUGCAACAGGCCACUUGUAGUUCCUAAAUCUAGGAUUUUGAUUUGGUAAAUCAUGCUUGAAUCUUGAUCCAGAGAACUUUUUCAUUGCCUUAGAUAUUUCGGGGAAUUGGUGCUCAAAGGAACGGAGGUUGAGGUUUAUAACUUGAAGACUCAGCUGGAACUUUAAAGGUUCUCGUUCCCCACAAGCAAGAUGUUGCAAUCUGACUGUGAUUGCUAAGUAACAUUUUGUCAUUGCCUGUGGUUAUUAAGCUCUGCCUAUUUGUUAUGUAAUAGAAUGAGUUGUUUUAUGCUGCAUCCAUAAGGAACUGAUGCAGCUGGGAGCUACUAGAUGUGUUAUCGAUGCUUGUUUGAUGAAAUUGA